Molecule: messenger RNA, 4095 nt
Organism: Bufo bufo (common toad)
Lineage: Eukaryota; Metazoa; Chordata; Amphibia; Anura; Bufonidae
Gene: SLC25A39
Product: solute carrier family 25 member 39
Exons: 13
Coding region: 221-1300 (359 amino acids)
Biological process (GO): mitochondrial transmembrane transport
Source: RefSeq, a predicted model, not a curated record
GAUUGACAUGUUGUUGUGAUCAGAAACCGGUUUGGCCCAGCAAAGAGCUGCUGGAGACAGUGCGGGAUGUGGCCCCGAAGAUGCCGGGUCCUACUAAGACCCCAAUGGGGAAGGGGCCGCAGCAGUCACUGUGAAUAUGCUGCUUAUCACCCAUCACCCAGCAGGGGGAGACUGUGAGCCUUCUUCCAUCAGGCACCAGAUUCCCCCUGAAGCAUAACCCAUGGCAGGGAUGGCAGUGGAGGACCUCGGCGCCUCCCGGUGUGGGAUCACCCCACUGCAACAAAUAAUAGCCUCAGGAACCGGUGCUCUUCUCACCUCACUCUUUGUGACUCCUCUAGACGUUGUGAAGAUCCGACUGCAGUCACAAAAGAAACCAUUCUCCAAAGUAAUGUCUGUAAAGUCUCUUCCCCGGGCACCCCCCUUGCGCCACCCCACAUGGCGCUGUUUCCUGUACUGUAAUGGUCUCAUGGAUCAUCUCUUUGUGUGUCAGCAUGCUACAGCGUGUAGUACCUGGUAUAGAACACCCAACCACUUCCACGGCACACUGGAUGCUUUUGUGAAGAUAUCGCGUCAUGAGGGUUUAACAUCACUAUGGAGUGGUCUUCCGCCAACAUUGGUGAUGGCUGUGCCUGCAACCAUAAUCUAUUUCACCUGUUAUGAUCAACUGAGGGAUUUUCUGUGUUACAACAUGGGAUACAGCGGCAGUCACAUCCCUCUCGUUGCUGGUGCGCUUUCCCGCUUGGGUGCAGUUACAGUCAUAAGUCCUCUAGAGUUGAUCCGUACAAAACUGCAGUCUCGACAGCUUUCAUACAUUGAGCUAGGAGCCUGUCUGCGUUCUGCUGUCUCUCAGGGGGGAUGGCUGUCACUGUGGAAGGGAUGGGGACCUACAGUUUUGAGGGACGUCCCAUUUUCAGGUCUUUAUUGGUUUAAUUAUGAGAUUGUGAAGAGGAAGCUCAGUGACACUUGGGGGUCAUCAGAGGCCCAGUUUCUCAUCAGCUUCACAUCAGGGGCUGUUUCAGGAGCUGUGGCAGCUAUUCUCACUUUGCCGUUUGAUGUUGUAAAAACUCACAGACAGAUUGAACUUGGAGAUUUGGAAAUAGGGUCAUCAAGACGUCAAAGGUCUUCCACUUGGAGGGCCAUGCGCACAAUCAAAGCAGAAUCAGGCGCCCGUGGACUUUUUGCAGGAUUCAUGCCACGAGUCAUCAAGGUUGCACCAGCCUGCGCCAUAAUGAUCAGCUCUUACGAAUUUGGGAAGACUUUUUUCCAAAGGAGGAACCAGGAAAAGGUUCAGACUCUUUAAAAUGCACGAAAAUUACAACCGACCAAAUUAUAGCUCUUAAAUUCUAUCAUCCAAGUCUGGAUUAAGAAGUACCGUGCAGUACAUGGUGGACCAUUUCCAGGCUGAUUUUGUGGACCACAGGCUACCUAGAAAGCACUAGUAGUUAUUCCUGUUAGUAAGCGCUUAAAACAGAGUAUGUGGAACCCAACAGCCUACAAUGGUCAAGUUAUAACCACUGGCUAUAUCUGACAACUAAUUCUAAUAAUACGAAUGCCCAGAGGUCCACCCAGAUCUUAGUCAAAGGGUAGAAAUUAAGUAGAAUUUUUGGUAUUCCCAUUGAACAGAAAGGCUUUGUUUAAUGGUUGGAGCUUCGUCAAAAAUAUUUUCAUGGGGACUUAUCACUAUGACCAAGUGUCCUGUGGCUAAUCUUCAGACGUUAAAAUAUGCAAACAUUUUUGAACUUGUUUCCAAAUGUUGUAUCUUAGCGAUAUGCCUCCAUUGUCUGAGAUGGGAAUACCCCUUUAAACGGCCUUUUAGUUCAACUUUUUGAAUAUUGCCCUUCCUGGCAAUGGGAAUAUCCUUUUUGAAACUGGCUUUAAGUUUUAUUAUCAAAUGAUCUUUUAAGUGUUUGUUGAGGUUCAGGUUAUAUUUCACAGCUACAUGCUAUCUAAGGUACUGGUCUUUUUGAAAAUGGGUCAUGCACAAAACCAAAGAUCAUACCUUAGACUCCAGGCCUUUAAUAUGUUUGCCUGAAUUUUGACCAUGGAGGAUCAAGUGUUGAGCCAUUAAUUUGGUCGCUGUAAAACAAUAGAUGCAGCAGCUGAAUAUUCUGGAGAGAGGUGGCUGAAAGCAGAGACCUUGGACUGUAUGUUUAGAAGGAGACUUGAAAUCAGAGACUGAAAUUGAAUAGCUCUAUGUAACACCCUUCCAAGACUUCACUCAUUCCCUGGUCACCACACCAUCAAAUUCCUGUCCCAUCAUGGAUGUCGCUGGAGCAACAUGUACGUUGAGAUGUCCUAUGAAGUGCCUAUACUCGUGUAGGAAGUUUUCCUCCACUACUGCUGCCCCAGCUUAAGAGUAGCAACACAAGAGAUGGACUUGCACAACUGCCUUCUCUUCUUUCCUGUCAUAGAUGGGCUUUCUAAUGUUUUUUUGUACUGUUCUGUUGCAGUCUUUAUAUAAUGGAUAAAAUUGUAUUGUUUUUCUAUGGGUAGCUAAAGUCGCAGUCUGUUUUGUGAUCAUUGGUGACCACAUAACUGCCACGUGGUGCACUCUUCCAAAUCCAGGAGUAUUUUUGGGUCAUCUUCUCGGUCAUUGGGUCAUGUCCCGAUAGUUUUACUUGAUAUCAAUGUACUUGUUUCCCACACAAGGAGAUUGCUGACCGCCCUCCAAGAUGGACAUUUAGGAUCUCCAUUGCAUCUUGGUGCACAUAGAAUAAAUGGCAAAUGAAAACCCAAUUUUGUGUAUCUGGAAAACGUUCUCUCUGGUUUUAUUAUAUUGGACUCUGCUGAUUGAUAUUUGGCCCAUAAUGAAUUCUGACUUACGACUUUGCAAAGGAAUUGGAGCUGGUAGCCUGGCACUCGCCCAGUGUGGGAGGGUACAUCAUCGUAAGUCUGGGUGUUGUGGGAAUGUAGAGAUUUAAAAAAAAAAAAAAAGAACCCCUUUAAGUCACGAUACAAUUGUGGAAUGACCCUUUAAUGUUUCCCUAUGGGAAGUAAAGUUGUAAUAACCACUGGAAAAAGUCAAAUCGAAUCAACCAAAUGCUGAUCUGUAGAGCUCUAAGAAUAGAUGCUUCAGUGUUCUUAUUCAGUACUUGCUAAACGACGACCGGUCCAGUUUAAUACAUAAAAUUAUUAGAAUGGAGGAGUCAUAUGUGUUUUCACCAGUGGUUCUCGAAACAAAACUGACUGCAACUUUACUAUGGGGAAAUCGAGCUCUUUCACUGCCACCAUUGCAGGCAUAUAUGGCAAAGGAAGGUUUCAACUGCUGAGCGGUUUACAUAGAUAUAUAUCUGACACGUCACUAUAGGGUAGUGCCUGUGGGAUGGCAAGGAAUGGGUUAAAGCAUCAGAGAUGACCAUGGGUUGGUAUCAGACAGCCCCUACACACCGCAUUAUAUUUGUGGUCGAUAAAGGUAGGAGUUGUAACUGAAUCGGCCAUUUUGUUGGCUCGACCAUCAUGUUACAAGGGCUCCUUCAGACAGCUGUGAUGUGACCACAGAUCUAAUGACCUGGACCAUCAGCGUCCCGAUCAUCAGACCUGAGGUCAGGCCGGGAUUUUUGAACACUAAAAUGGCGGCUACGUUGCUGCCGUCUGAAUGGGGCUUUUACCUCAGUGCAAUUACUAUAUCCUAAGCCAACAAGAUGGCCGCCCCCUGCUACCAAUUUAUCACCCAUGGACAGUUUAUUUUCUGUUGUAGGUUUUCUUUUCAUUGUAAGAAUUAGCUGAGGUAGAAUUUGCUCCUUCAAGAUGACAUUCUUAAUAUAUUCACCGAUUGGGGGAAGAAACCUUCCUUUACUCUGUUUAUUUCCUGAACUAGCCUUGCUCAGAAAGGAAAUAUGGAAGAGAACAUUAAAGGGGGUUGGGCAGCGGCUUAAUAUUGAUGACCUAUGCUCAGUAUAGGUUAUCCAUUGUUAAUGGGGUUGUGCAGCCAGUAAUCUUGAUGACCUGCACCGCUACCCCUUCAAAUAGAAGUUGGACCCCCACCGAUCAGAUAUUGAUGAAAUACUCUGAGGAUAGGCCAUCAGUGUUAACCCACUGCACAACCCCUUUAAAGGGGUAUUCCCAUCCCAGACAAUGGGAGCAUAUUGCUAGUAU